AUGGGGACAGCUGAGGACGUUUAUGGUCAGGUUGGGUGGGUCGGGGGAGGUAGGGUAGGAAGGGUGGUUGACAGCUGGUGUGUUGGUGUUCUUAUAUGUCCUCUGCCUUUUAAAAUGCAGUCCCAGGACAUCAAGGCUCUGCAGAAAGACCUCGAGCAAUUUGCGAAGCUCUUGAAGCAGAAGAGGAUCACCCUGGGAUAUACCCAGGCCGAUGUGGGGCUCACCCUGGGGGUUCUCUUUGGAAAGGUGUUCAGCCAAACAACCAUCUGCCGCUUUGAGGCUCUGCAGCUCAGUUUCAAGAACAUGUGUAAGCUGCGACCCCUGCUGCAGAAGUGGGUGGAGGAAGCUGACAACAAUGAAAAUCUACAGGAGAUAUGCAAAGCAGAGACCCUUGUGCAGGCCCGAAAGAGAAAGCGAACGAGUAUUGAGAACCGAGUGAGAGGCAACUUGGAGAACAUGUUCCUGCAGUGCCCAAAACCUACGCUGCAGCAGAUCAGCCACAUUGCCCAGCAGCUCGGGCUUGAGAAGGAUGUGGUCCGAGUGUGGUUCUGCAAUCGUCGCCAGAAGGGCAAACGAUCUAGCAAUGACUACUCUCAACGAGAGGAUUUUGAGGCUGCUGGGUCUCCUUUCUCAGGGGGACCUGUAUCCUUUCCUCUGGCACCAGGGCCCCAUUUUGGUACCCCAGGUUAUGGAGGCCCUCACUUCACUACACUGUACUCCUCGGUCCCUUUCCCUGAGGGUGAAGCCUUUCCCUCUGUGUCUGUUACCACUCUGGGUUCUCCCAUGCAUUCAAACUGAGGUGCUGGCCCUUCCCAGGAAUGGGGGGCAGAGAAAGAGGGAGAGCUAGGGAAAGAGAGUCCUGGGAUUUUCACCAGGGCUUUGGGAGUAAGUUCUUUAUUCACUA
Messenger RNA from Manis javanica (Malayan pangolin), 904 nucleotides. The record is from RefSeq and is a predicted model, not a curated record. Lineage: Eukaryota; Metazoa; Chordata; Mammalia; Pholidota; Manidae.